Molecule: messenger RNA, 5968 nt
Organism: Toxoplasma gondii ME49
Lineage: Eukaryota; Apicomplexa; Conoidasida; Eucoccidiorida; Sarcocystidae
Exons: 4
Coding region: 519-2450 (643 amino acids)
Source: RefSeq, a predicted model, not a curated record
CCGCUUUCGAGAUUGGCGCCUGCUUUUUCCGGUGGACAAGACGCGAAACUAUCGUGGAACGCAUCAAGGGAAAUCGAUAGAAACAUCAGGCGUAGCCAACGCAUCGAGGUCUCUUACGAAGGUGUGCAUUCUUCAGGCUUCGUUCUCUUUCUCUUCCUUUGUCUCCUUCCAUUUGCUUGUCGAAUCCCUGCGUUUCGUCGACAACGGAGAAACCAGUCUGCUUCACUGCCUCACGCUCAUCCUUCUCCCUCGACCUGCUUGUUUACUGUCCUUUAGAUCUGUUUCUUCUUAUCUCUUCCUUCCUAACGCUUUUGUGUCGUCUCUUUCUUCUUCUGCUCCUUCUCGCCUCGGUCUCUUUGGAACUUUUUCUUCAAUGCUUCCUUCAGAUCUGCCUUCUUCGUCUGCUCCUUCUUCAUAUCUCUUCGUUUGUCGUCUUUUCUCGUCUUUGCUGGCCUAUCUCUCUCUCUCGUUCUCUGUUCUUUCCCUCUGCCUGGCCUGUAUCGUGUCCAGCGCCCAAGAUGGAUAACGCCGGUGGGUUUCACCUCCAGAGGAAGGCGAACUCAGGGGGUGGUAAGGCUUCUGCAUGCAAGGGAAUCGAGCAGACAAAGGCGCCGAAACAGAAACGGAAGAGACAAGGUCCCCUCGAGCUCAUUGGACAGACAGAUGCACAAGCCAAGCGGAAUCGUAGGGUCAAAGUUUCCCUCGCUUCUCCUUACCAGACUCAAUCUUUCGGGACGGCGCUGACGUUCGAGCAAGAAAACACUUGGCUGCAUGCGCUGCAGAUGUGCGUAGCCACAGCGAAAGAGGAGAAUGUGUCUCUGAAGACAUUUCUCGUUUGUGGUGUGAACGACGUGACGACAGCACUUGAGUCGCAUCAGCGUCGGCUGUUUCAGUCCUUCCUUCUGUCUGUCUCAUCUUCCUCUCCUCUCUCUUCUCCCGCUUCUUCCUCUGCUUCUUCCUCUGCUUCUUCCGCUUCUUCUGGAGCUUCCUUUGCGUCUUCUCUCUCAUCGAUUUCGUCAGCCUCUUCUUCUUCGUCCUCUGGUGUAUCGUCUUCGUCCUCUGCUGCGGAACCUUCUGUAUCGUCUCCGCCCUCCGGUGCCUCGUCUUCCUCCUCUUCAUCAUCGUCUGCAUCUUGCUUCUCGUCUUCAACCUCACCUUCUGUGUCUCCGUUUCUUCCCUCAACCGUCUCCUCGACUCUCUCUUCGUCUCCUUCCGGUGCCCUUCCCGUAAGGAACAGAGGGGAAACGCAAGAAAAGGAAGGUAGCGCGCUAAACGACAGCGAGGGAGGGGAGAGCGAACGUGCAGGAGCGAGAGACCUCGUAGGCCAGUGUGCGGACAUGCAGCCACAAGGAAUCGACGAAAAGGAACCGACUCAAAAGGAGAAGAGUGAGAGUGUUUUCGACGCGAGAGAAACACAGGGAGCACAAGGAGAGAGCGUGCGAGAGAGACAGAGUUCACCUGUCACCUCAGGAGACGAGAGAGAAGCGAGAACGACGACAGAUGACACAUUCAGGAGAAGCGAAAAACCAGAAGGAACGCAUGCACAAGCAUCCGAUCUUGGACAGAACGCAGUUGCUUCUCACGUUGAAAAAAACGAGGAAAGACGACAAACGCGUGCAGAGCGUGGAAGCGGUGUCGUCGGCGCCAUUGGGAUAGUGAACACUGGACUCGGAGCUCGCAUCGUUCAACAUCUUCCUCUCAUGGCUGCUCUCCUAGGCCUCCCUUGUCUCAUCUUCAAGCGUGAAAGCACUGCCCUCUGCGACAUUAUCGGCCUCCCCAGCGUCGCGGCGUUUGCCGUUCUCAAUCCUUCGGAGUCCUGUGGUUCUCCUGUCUCCCUUUUUUAUUCCCCGCCGUCUUCUUCGCCGUUGCCUUCUCCUCCCGGUGUCUCUCUCUCAACGACGUCCACCUCUAUGUCCGACGCAAGCGCAGUUCCGUAUCGCCUGCGGAGAUCCAUAGUGUCGCUUCUGUCGCUGUCCUCGUCUUGGUACUCCCCUUCUGCAUCCUUCCCGUUUUUUCUGCCUCGACCGGACUCGACAGGCGCCUCUGCCGCGGGGCUCGGCUUGCUGCGCCGUCGUGCUGCAUUGCAGGAAGUGAAAAACAACAAAGAGGUCCAGUGUGUUUCUUCGUCUGCGGAUUUUGUCGAGGAAGGUGUGGAGGCGAGGACCACAGAAGCACAGCGCGUGAGAGAAGCGUCGAGCAAAGGGGAGGAAGGGAGGGACGGGGAAGGCGCGGGAGAAGGAAUCGAAAGGCCGGGAGACAGAGGGUGGCAGUCAUUUCUCAGGACAUGCCUCGCAACGUCUUUCUGUGAUCCCCGCGAUGCAGAGGCCGGGAACAAGAAAACGAGGAGAGCGACGCGACGCGUCAAAAGGCGAGAGAGAAGACGACUCCUGUUCGAAAGGGCGAAAGCAAGGACGGACGAAAAGAAGGCAAAGACGGGGAAGAAGGUGUAAAUUAGACCGCGCGCGUUCCGCGGGUAUUUGGUCGUUUGCUCGGAAACCGAGAAAAUCGGGCAACUGUCGAGACAUAUUGGCGUGAACCCGCCACAGCAAAGACGUUAGGAAAGAACAGAGUGUUGGGGAUUACGAAUGAGGACACAAUCACUUAAAUUUUUAACGAAGCUGGAGAAAGCUAAACGCGGCAAAAACCUCUGUCUUCACAAACGCUGUGUAGUGCGAGUGGUUUUUUUCAAGUCGAGAGUUUUAUUCCCAUCGUCGUUCUGAUUCGUUCUGCCCGCGCCACGCGCGUCGACCCGUCCGUUUCUCCGGUUGAUGUCAACCAUUCCGUUUUUCCCUUUUCCUCUCGACUAAAGAAUCUCAGAAGAUGCUACGAUUAUACAGGCACCGCAGCCUCGAGUGCACACAUAUACGCAUAUAUCCGUGUAUGCCUGUCGCUACUGAGUCGACCGCUCGGGAGACUGAAUGGCAUUGUUCGUGUUCUUUGUGUCGCCAGAGUUUAAUCUAGUAGAACCUCUGAGACUCCUUUCUCGACAUUCACCCUGCGAAAAGUGACAGAGGAGCGAGAAAACGAAUGAUGCUGACUUUCGGGCAGCCGCAUCGUGUACUUUCCGUGUCGAGGGUAUUUCACUUUACCAAGAAAUUCUGCACCUCGUAGCACAGAUCACCGCUAUACGUGGCGCCUCGGGUGUUACGCACGCGUGUCGAAAUCCCGACGAUCUACGAAAACCACGCUCUGAGGAGAAAGUAACAAAGAUCAUCAGGGUAGUCUGCGACCCUGUUGGCACAAAUGACUUAGUGCAUUCAUCGAUCUCUGAUCGCCGUAGAGAAGACUCGCACUCAUUACAGAAAAACUUCUUAGCGGCGUGUGCUUCAUUUCUCCACCGAGGAAGGGAAGUCUGAGGCGUUCUAUAUCUUCAACUGUGUUGUCUCUGCCAUCUUCCUUCUACUGGGUGGUCAGGGUCGAGAAUCGGGUUGGGGAAAAGCACAGUGUUGGGCGGAGAGAAAAUAUGGAAAUGGCAGGAAUCGACUCCAGCUAACGGACUCCGCAAAAUUCGGCACCCUGUGACAGCGCCCACAGAUGCAGCAGCUACUCGACAGGAGCUGCCGCACGUUAAAUCGAUACAGAAAAAGCUCUAUUGGCAAUUUCCUGGAAGCCAUCUGCGGCAAAGGAGUCAACGAUUAAUGAGUAGGAAGAUCGGGUCCCUCUCCCUCUGUCCGGGAAUCGAAACGGCAACAAAGUGGGCAGACCAGUGCGCGUAAAAGACAUGCAAGCAGCGGUAAUCGACAGAGUUGUGGCAUGCCCAUCGAAAGUUCGACUUCGUUAGCGACCGAAUGGAGAUACUCACUGCUUACCAUAAGAGACAAUCGUGUUCUUUUGAAUGGGCGCGAAUGCAACAAAGCGCAUCUGUUCGCUCUAUGCGACGCCCGUCGGUGAGUCGUGCACGUCUAUAGAGGCGACAGUCUCGACGAGAAGCGUCGCUUACUUUCGCUCUUCAUUGUAGUUCAUUCCAACAUUCGUAUGAACCAAUCUUCCGAACGUUCUAUCCCUGUGACCGUCACAUCGUCUCUCUCGUUUUCCCCCAAUUCUCGGAAUACUCUCGGAAUCUGUGUGGUUGUGAAGCCGUGACCCGCCUUCGUAGCUCCUCUCUACAUCCCGUGUUCACACGGGAUGCUUUGUGCUUAGAAACGCACGCACUGGACGCCCUCAGGUUUGUACGAUUGUGAGAAGAUCUGCCAUUCUUCUGCGGGGAUGGAGUGAGUUUCCCUUUCAGCUAGAACUGCCGUUCCUGACGACCGACUAGCUCUUGGUGUGGAUGCGAGUGUCGUGUCAAAUAGGUGGGGUUACACAACAGUUGGGGCGGCGCCUUGGGACCUUUCGAACCAGCUGAGCUUUCGCAAGGAUGUGAACAAGAAUCGUUCUAUCUCGAAAGUCUGCCCUCUGGAAAAUGAAGCACUACGCGCGAUAUUCCCGCCUUCGUUUCCGCGAGGUCACCUUCCCGGACCCGCCUCGCUCGGCGAUGACGUGCAGACGCCACUGUGGCGGGGCCCCCGAGCUGAGGUCGUUCACUGAGGUGUGUGGAUGCAAACAGACGCAGCAGGAGUAAGCCCGUACAGUUUCCACAGAAUAUUGUGGGACAAGGAGGGGCGCAAUGGGGCGAGCACCGAGGGAAAGUCUGGAAGGAAUCCUGAGAUCCACGAGAUGCGCGCGCCAGAAAUGAGUUAGUGCAUCGUUUGGUGCUCCUAGAAGCACGUCUCUUCUUUGCGUCAUCUGGCUGGGUCUUUUUUCGUCUCUGCGCUCGGAUAUUUUCGAGACGACCAGCCGGCGAGAAAGGACCGUUAGACUGCCGAUAUGUGCCCGUUGUCUUGGGCAGCCUUCUUCCCGUUUCUGCGCUCUGUACCGGCUCUUCCUGUUCCGGCGAGACUUAGAGCCCUUCCCUAACACGUACCAAACUUCUGGACGGUGAAUGGGGAAGGAAACCUGAAGAAGGCGCCUUACAUGGAUCGAGGAAAGCUCAAAGCGGCGCAGCGUCUCCGCUCACGCAGGUCACCUGCGUGCAGCUGUGAAGGGAUCGACCUUGCCGCGCGCCGCGGGAUGUCGCUGAGACGGGUUUGCCUCAGGUUUGCGAUUCAUCAAAAGUGCCUCAGAGAAAACGGUUCACCGAAAGCACAUGUCUCCGUCGACCAAAGGGAUCUGGCGGGGUAGUUGCAGUUUUAUUUGGGGAGACACACCCUUUUGACCGCCGCCGAGUGCGAAAACUUGACAGUUGAAGGGAAAGGCUUGGCAAAAGGAGUGGGCGUUGAGCUUCCCAUCAUUUUUCAAGUCUCAGCAGGAAGCCCGACUGGAGGCGCUUGUGGGCGAGAAAUAGCGACGAUAGUUCCACAGUUGAGAGAACCGCCCCUAACAGAUUUGGCAGGUUCUGUUCGCGAAACAUGCCGCCAGCAGAGCCCAGUCGGUACGGAUAACAGAAUCGGAGUGAGGACCAGAGCGACGGAGAAUGUCGCAGGUAGAUCUGUCGUACCAAGUAGACUGAAACUGAGUCGCUACAACACAGUCUCUCUGAAGGCUGAAGUCGCAAGAAACUCCGCAUUUUGCUCAAGUGACCUGUCAACCCCUUUUUUUCAAGCGAGUGCCUCCCUUCUCGGAGGCGCAACGGGAAAUGCAGUUCAGUGCACACAAAGGUGUUCCGGAAAACGUGAAUCCCCAGCCUUGCGCCAAGAAGCUGCAGGGCGCUCUUUAACGAGCCAAGAAAGCGGUUUUGAGUCGAUUCUCCAGGAGAAAUAAUGGGUUCACUUGUUUGGCUUUACCCGUCUCAACCUCGCCGCUGUGCCUCUUCGCCUGCUCAUCCUUCUCUCUGAGACAAGUCCAGCGCUACAUAAUUUCCGUCUCGCUUUUCCAGUUAGCGUCGCCGAUCUCCGUCUGUUGAGCAUGACGGCGUAGACCUCUUCAGCUAUAUACCCGAUUUUGAAAGUUACGCAAAUCCUCGAGCUGGAUCUGAAACCCUAAACGCAUA